Alexandromys fortis (reed vole) is the source of this 597-nucleotide messenger RNA. Its product is annotated as sulfotransferase 2A1-like. The record is from RefSeq and is a predicted model, not a curated record. Gene Ontology annotation, biological process: sulfation. The transcript is spliced from 3 exons. Gene Ontology annotation, molecular function: sulfotransferase activity. The coding region runs from base 1 to 582 and encodes 193 amino acids. Gene Ontology annotation, cellular component: cytoplasm. Lineage: Eukaryota; Metazoa; Chordata; Mammalia; Rodentia; Cricetidae.
AUGUUGAAAUUACUCACCAUCAAUUUUCCUUCUUGUUCAGGAACUAACUGGCUGAUUGAGAUUGUCUGCUUGAUUCAGACCAAGGGGAAUUCCCAGUGGAUUCAAUCUGUGCCUAACUGGAAUCGCUCACCCUGGUUAGAGACUAAAGUGGGAUAUCCAAUUUUAACCAAUCAGGAAGGACCACGCCUCAUCAGCUCUCAUCUUCCCUUCCAUCUUUUCCCCAAGUCUUUCUUCAGUUCCAAGGCCAAGAUGAUCUAUGUCAUCAGAAAUCCCAGAGAUGUUCUUGUGUCUGGUUAUUUUUUCUUUCAUAAGACAAACAUUAUUAAGAAUCCAGAGUCUUUUAUAAAUUAUUUUGAAUGGUUCCUCAAAGGAAAUGUUAUAUUUGGAUCAUGGUUUGAGCACACCCGUGCCUGGCUGUCCAUGAGAGAAAGGGACAACUUCCUGCUUUUGAGCUAUGAAGACCUGAAACAGGUAACCAACAUUCUUAUUUCAACCACAAACCCUCUCACAAACCUACCCCAUGGAGCAUCCCACAUUCUUCAGUGUUGCCAUGUCAGUGUUAGGCUCAUGAGCACUCACUAAAAGUUAGAUUAUUGC